AUGGGGGAGAGACUACUCACUCCUCCAUUAACAAUCUGCAAUUCUUCUUCCGCAGAGGACAUAUGGGCUUGGGUGUCGUAUCCUUUACCGGAAAAGGAUCAAGUUGUGCCACACACGCCAGAGACAAAGAGUGACUAUGGUCCUACGAUGCCUCUACCCCUUACCCCAAUAUCAAUCGAGGAUGGUGAUGAUGUGUCGUUUGAAGGCGAGGAGGAGACUGUUGAGGAGGCUGAGAAGCACGAUGAGGAGUUCGGUGGGGAACCAACAAAUAGCUAA
This is a messenger RNA of Lactuca saligna, 276 nucleotides long. The record is from the annotation of a GenBank genome assembly. NCBI's taxonomy places the organism in Eukaryota, Viridiplantae, Streptophyta, Magnoliopsida, Asterales, Asteraceae.